CCCAGGAGCGCUGCUGUACUAUCUUUCAUCUUUAACAAAUUGUUUUGAAACCAGUUUAAAUAUCCAACCCGCGGUUUAUUCGAGAAAGUGUUGAAAUAUAAUGUGAUACUUUACUUUAUACUACAAUAACAGGAUACGGUACCAAGAAUUUUGUAUCUUAAUGUUGAAGCGGUACCUAAAUUAAUUAGGAUGUGUUACUUUAUGCUUUUCACAAAAGAAACCAUUGGCACGUGUAUCUCAAAAUUGAAUUAUGGAUGUUGCUUCUUCUGCCACAAAGCGAUCAGUGCUUGAUUUGGAUCCAGACUACAAAGAUGGUCACGUUAGUGAAACCAAAAGAAGAUGCUUGGUUGAAGAAUCAGGGCAAGAGCAAGCCCAGGAGCGUGUGGUGGAGGUGGUGGUGCGCGAGUUGGACGCGGCCCUGGCGCAGAAGGAGAGUGAAGCGCUGCAGCUGCAGGAGCGGGUCCAGGCCUGCCAACGGGAUUUGCACUUGCUGCGUUUCGGCGUCACCUCCUCCUAUUACAGACAAUACAUUGCUUCCGAUGUGCCCAGCUCAUCUCUUCAGAAAGAGGAGCAGAAUUCUGUUCAUCCAGCAGUGCUGCGACUAAUGGGAAUUUCUCUGCCGAGUGGCCCAAAGACUCGUGGUGUUCGUUAUAAGUCUGUAACACAAGGAACUAGUCCAGAAGCUGUUGAUGGGGUCUCCACAGUGACUUCAGCAAACAUCAGCAAAGAUAAUGAACUAGAUGAGGAGAAGCAAAAAGUACAUAGGGAGGAGAAUCAAGAGGCCGCCCCAGUAAAGGUCCCUAGAUAUGUUCCACCCAAUAUGCCAAAACCUCCUGAAGUGUGUGCUUCUUCAGUGCGCAUGGAGAGGCACCGAACUAAGAGAAGUAAGUGGCUACCUGAAGACUUAAGGGAGAGCGCUGCUACCCACAAAUGGAUGUUAUACCUAAGAGGACCCAAGGACUCUCCAGAUGUCUCUGAUAUUGUCGCCAAAGUUCGGUACUUUCUACAUCCAAGCUACCGACCACAUGAUAUUGUUGAUGUGGUUCAUCCUUUCUACUUAGCUCGGAGAGGAUGGGGCGAAUUUCCAGUACGAGUACAAGUACAUUUUGUUAUUCAAGAAAAUCGUCCUAUUGAUAUCAUCCAUAAUCUGAAAUUAGAUCGGACUUAUUCUGGCCUUCAAACUUUGGGAGGCGAGACUGUGGUAGAUGUUUGGCUGAAGCAAGUGUCAAGUAUGGAAGAUUACAACCAGGAUUGUGGAGACUAUCAAGAAGAAUCUCAGCAGCCUCUGGACACAUUAUCAGAAAGCUGUAAUAGUGAUAUUGACUGGCAUGAGACUGUGGCUCAUAAGAAUCAGGAAAUGAUGCUUGCUACCAAUCGAGUGAAAACAGAACCAGACGAACAAGAAGAAGAGCAAAAUGAGGAGGAAAUGGAAAUCAAGGAGGGCAAUGAAAUUAAAGAGGAGGAAGAAGAAUGUGAAGAUGAAGAAGAAGAAGAUGAUGAUGACAACGACAAUGAUUAUGAGGAAGAAGAGGAGGAGGAAGAAGAAGAAGAGGAGGAGGCAGAAGAAGAGGAGGCGGAAGAAGAGGAAGAACAGGAAAAAGAAAAGAAUGGUAUUCAAGAACUUCACCAGGACAGUAAGGAAAACAUUAGCAGCAAUUUUUUGAAACAUCUAACUUCCUCUCUGGAACAUGAUUUUAAAACCUUCCAGAUUAAAAGUGAACCUGGUGCAAUGCAAACUAACAUAGAUAGUACCAACAAAACAUUUCUUGCUUCAUCUCGGAAAGGAUUUGUUCUUCACACCCUUCCUGAUCAUGACUACUUGGGAUCUGAAACCUUCAUAUUGAAAUGCACAUUGUGUGUAGAGCAGAAUAGUUCAGAUGGCAUUGUAGGAAAGAAUCCUAUGAAAGAAGAGAUGAUGCAAGUAACAAACCAGAAUGAAGAGCCCAGUUGGUCCACGUUGGUACCACCACCACUGGUUCUCAUACAAAAGUCACGAGAGAAGUUGCAAACAUUUCCUCUAAACACAAUGGUUUCUAGUGAUAAUAGACAAUCAUUGGUGAAGAAAGAAAGAAAACCAGAUGCUACGAACUUGGAUUGUGUAGUUUCUAUGCCUGGAAACGGCUUUGUUUCUAACUCAUCUCUAGUGCAGUGUGUUGAUGCGGAAGGGAACCUCUUCUACAUCAGACUUGAGAAACCAGCAAAAUGUGGUAUUCAGAAGGGUAUGUUUAAUAGUUCCAUGGACAUCCAAAUACCACAUCCAACAGGUGGCUCCAUUGUGAAUCGUGUCUCAAAUUGUUCAGUAGAGGAGAAAAUAGAUAUUAGAAACAACUUGGUUUUCCAAACAAUCACGGGAAUGCCAUCUCCAGCAUCACUCCAAACAGGGCGAAGUUUGUUGAAAAAGAACUGUGUUGCAUCGAUUCCGUUUGUUCCAUCAGAUACCAGCAAAACACUAAACUCAAAGAAGCAUAUUGAAUGCAAGUCAACAGUGUUGGGAUCAUCACAGUCUCACUUAAAAGAAGUGCCAGAGGAAACAGAUACUAGCCUGAAAGACGCUGAACAAAAAGUGCCAAGAAUAACUAAUGAUCAACAAGCAGUGAUCUGGAUACUGAAGCAGCUGCCAUUGGUAGAUGUUCGAGUGAAUGAUCCAAAGUUCAAACGACAGCAUCCAUACUGUGCUAAAAGUGUAGAUGUGUUUUUGUCAUGGCCUGUUGGAAAGAGACACUGUGCAGAGAGAUUGCGAGCAAAUGCUGUUCAUGCUAUUCUUCAGAAGAGUGAUCCAUCUCGGUUUGCAAAGUGGUCUGUCCGGCAUAUAAUAAAAUGGUCACGUUUGCACGCAUUAACUCCUCUCCCAUCCCAGACAAAGGAGCAUGAAAGAUUAGAAAAUCUGCCAGCAAUUAACAGCACUUUGAAUUCUACUGUGACAGAACCAUCUGAGGUGCAAGACUGGUUAGAAAAUGUUGCUGAGGCUUCAAGAACUGCUGAGGAAACAGAAAUUGUAGAUGUGGAUUCCUUGAUUCCAUCUUCCUCUGAUUUAAAGACAUCUCCCUCUCCAGAGAAAACAUCCAAUUCAAUGAUGUGGAUACAUUCAGAUACUUUCUUUGGUGCUUUUUUGCGAGAUACAACAGCACAACUUGAUAUCAAUUUGAAGCCAGAGAUGAUAUGUACUGAUGUUAUGUAUCCUGCUGCAGAGGAACUUCUGAACAGAGCAUGCCAGUCUUUAUGCGAGGAUCUCUUAAGAAGGAGUAUGAGCCAAGCAUGGAGCCGUUGCAAGAAAAUGCCUAAUGAUAUAGUGCUUGAUGAUGUGCAGAAUGCCAUUUUGUCAAGACCUGAAUUUAGCAUAUUCACAAAUGAUGGUCUCGGAGUACAAGCUUAUGACCCAUUCAUUGAUGGCAUUGUUCAGUCUUAUUCGUGAUCUGGAAAAUAUGUCCUCGAAUCAGAACACAACAUUAAGGAAGGCUCUUGGUUGGUUUUGUGGAGAGGAAUACUUCAAUUUUUCCUUCUGAUCUACUGAAGCUCAUGCCCAUCAGUUUCAUUUCUCCAACUAUAUGCUUCACCUGUAUCAAAUAUUGCUAAUGUCAUCAAGAUUCCACAAGCAACAUGUGCAUCCUUUGCUUCAGAAGACAUCUUGUUAAGACUUCAUCCAAAUGUCUUUGGGCAAGCAAGUCUGCCCCUUCUGUGCUUCUUAAGUUGCUCCUCAUUUGGAAUGCAACUCAUUCUGACCUUAGCUGACCUUUAAGUUGCCUGUAACAAAAUUGUCAGAACUAGUGACAUGUUAGACAGCUGAAACGUUGAGAAUUUGUCAAACCAUUGACUCCAACAAAAUCUCUGAAAAUUCCUAAGCAAACAUUACCAUCAUCAAAAAGUACAAGAGAAUGUGCUAGUUAUCAACAGAAUUGCUUUUCCGGACAAUGUCGCUUAUGAAUGGAAUUCAGAACUUUUUUCAAAGGUUUUUAAAGUAGACCACCUUGAAUACUACUACAUCCAAACAUGGCAACUUCAUCUUUGCUGUUCAUGUUUAUUGUAUGCAUUCUCUCAGCACAUGCAUAUCCAUAAUGGUUUUACCAAAAACACCACUGCAGGAUGCAUAUAUAUUCAAGAGCAUCUUCUUUCGGCCUGAGAAAGCCAACAUAUUAUUGAUUAAUCAUAACAAAAAAUUCAAAAUCCACCUUCCGUGGAUUGUAAGACAUCUGGAGAAAAACAAUCAACUUUAGUUUUGUUCUACCACAAUUUGCUGCAGAACAGGAUCCCUUCAUAUUGUUUUUAGCAAAUAUGUAUUUAUUCUUCUAGGAUCUCCAGUUCAAAAGGUAAUACUCUAGUAUGCCUUUUAUUCAGUGAGCAAGUUAAGUCUAUUACAAUCUUUUAAAGAAUAUUAACCACAUCAUAUAUGCAGAAGUUUUGUGCCAGAAGAGUAUCUUUGAUAUCAUUUACAAGUUUGGAAUGAAAAGUUGAAAUAAAGAUAUCUAGAACGAGUAUAGAAAAAAACAAACUAAAAGUGAUGUUGUGUUGUGUAUUGAAAAACUGAGUUAAAACUAAUAGGCCAGACUAGAAAAAUGAAAGUCAAUUACAAACAGGUAAAAAUAAUUGAAUGUUAAAAAGUUCAGUUUGUGAUUGCCCUCAUUCCUUACACGUGUCAAAGGCACAAAAUCUACAUUAUGUACAUAUAAUUAAAUAUUCAGUGAGUGGGUGCUUACUUUUGUUUAAGUCCCACCAGUAGUAGAAAAAAAAUUGUACAUUUAUUUAUAUUCAUCUAAUCACAGAAUUAAUACAGAUUCAAUUCAGUUUUUUUUUUUUUUUGUUUGUUUUUUUAGUAUUUGUAUAUAAGUGUAAAGAAUGAUGUAAUUUACUGUUAAUUUUUUUAAUAGAUAUAUUGCAUUUACAAUUAUAGAUUUUAAGUAUUCUAUGAUUUUUGUAUAGUUUAAAAACCAUAACAUUGAUUUUCACGAGUUUUUGUUACUUUUGUAAUAUUUGUUAUUCUGAUGAUAACUUUUGUUUUGAUAUUACAAAUUGCACAAGCAGAAAGUAUAGUUCCUCUUCUUUUUUUGAAUUCCUAUUUAUUGUUUUGUUAAGUUGCGGUAUAUCUAAGAAAUAUACAAAAUUUGUGAAGCUGUUUUGGUCGACCAUGCCAAAACAGUUAAGACUUCAUUAUCAACAACACAUUAUAGUCUCUGGCUACAGUAGUUCUCUUCCUGGGAAUUUCCUAAGUGACCCAUUAUUUUUCAGGAUGUACUGUUUUUGGAAAGGCAAUGUUAUCAAAUAUUACAUUUAAGGUUAGAUUUAUUUAUUGUUAGGCUGUGUAAUUUGGAUUACCCCAUUUUUGCAUUGAAUUAAAGUUAUUUAAGAUUUUGUACAUUAAAAGAUUUUAUCUCCCAACAGUAUUAUGGUAUGUGAUUUUGAGGUUUUAACAUUAAAUAAUUUUGAGGGAAAAAAAUGUAUUUUUACUGUGUGGAUACAAACACCAGUGGAUAAUAGAAGAAAUGUCUACAUAAUGAAAUUACAAUUUGUUUUUUGUUUUAUUCUUUAUAUAUGGAAUUACCAUUUCCCAGAAACUCCUAGAUUCGGA
Gryllus bimaculatus (two-spotted cricket) is the source of this 5560-nucleotide messenger RNA. Lineage: Eukaryota; Metazoa; Arthropoda; Insecta; Orthoptera; Gryllidae. The record is from the annotation of a GenBank genome assembly.